Molecule: messenger RNA, 5628 nt
Organism: Epinephelus moara (kelp grouper)
Lineage: Eukaryota; Metazoa; Chordata; Actinopteri; Perciformes; Serranidae
Exons: 8
Coding region: 1205-2887 (560 amino acids)
Source: RefSeq, a predicted model, not a curated record
UUCCCUCUGGCAUGUCAGAGCCUGCAGACAGAGAGAGAGAAAGAGGGAGGGAGAGAUAAAGAGACGAGGAGGGAGUGAGCAGACUGAAGCUGAGCACUAAGCGGGCUGAGCCGCAGCACUUCUGUCCUGAGAGCUGAGGAGGAUCCAGUCUCAAGUGUCACUGAGAGCAAAGAGUCGUCAGGAGGACAAGCUGAGAGAGGAGAAGAAGAAAACAGGAUCUGUCCUCUGAGAAGUGAGGUUAUGUGGACGACAUUUUCUGAUUCCUGGAUGAUCUUUAACCUCAGAGUCUGAAACUGUUCUGGCUCAGCUGGAUAAAUCAGAAGAAGAGAAGUCUAUCAAGAACAAUGAAAAAGUCUUAAUUGACGCCUUUGUGGACUAUUUCAUUUAUUGCCCCCUCUGGACUCCUGGAGAAAAGAGGAAUAAAGAGGAGAAAGUGACGGUAGAAAGAGGAAAGAGUGUUUCAUUGUAGGAACAGCCAAAAGGGGAUGUUGCAUCCACUCAGAUGCAAAGAAAAAAAGAGAUAAAAGAAGAAGAUAAAGAGAUGAAAAUAAAGAUUGAGUGACAGAAGAAAAGCUCAACCACAAGUUUCCUGAUUUUGCUAUUUUUCCUAAUCGAGAGGAGGAAUACACAAGAGGAAUAAAACGGAAAACUAAGAGACAGAAGAGGAGGACGUUUCGAGAACUUCACUCUCUCAAGUCUGGAUAAAAAAGGAAGAAAAAGGAAAUAACUAGAGAAGGAAUAUCAGUUUGUCAGCUGAGAAAAAUCAAGGAAAAUAAUUCAUUUUCACUUUUUGGUUGGAGAUUUUAAUAAAUGAUCCUGAAAGCGAGGGAAGAAAAGAAUUAAAACUGUCUGAUUUUGCAGUUUGCUGAAGGAAAAGUCCAAGGGCCAACCAAAAGCAUCAAAAGAAGCCACAGAAACGCAGGAGCGAAGAGUCAAAAGUAAAGGAAUAAAUAGGAUCCAGAGGAAUAAAAGGGGACUAAGGAGGAAAAAGGGAGGAAAAAAGAGGACAAGGCGGUUUAAAGCAGACAAAAAAGGAUGAACCAAGAAGAAAAGGAAGGGUAAAGAGGGAAACAAGGACAAAUCAAAAGAAUAAGGACUAAAGAACAAAAGCAGAAUAAAAAAAGGAGGACUGAAGAAGAAGAAGAAGAAUCCAGUUUAAAAGGAAAAUUCAAGAGGAGAGACCCAGAAGGACCCAGGUGUGACAAUGAGGCUCCUGGUGCUUCUUGCAGCUCCUCUCUCCAUCUUCGUCCUCCACAUCGCAGCAGUGGCCCCAACGGGCAGCGUGGCCCCGGGCCGGCUGGAGCGCUGGGUCCACUCAGGCCUCCAGUCGCUGCAGUGGGACCAGCUGGACCGGUGCCUCCGCAUGUCCUCGCUGUCCGAGGCCGAGUGCAGGAGGCUCGCUCACCUGCCACUGUCCGCCGUGGCUGUCUACGUGUCGGAGCCGCGCACAGCUGCAGGUAACUCAGGCAAAGUUCUGGCCAUCCUACCAGACUCCUCAAGUGGCUCCAUGAGCUCCAAACCACGGGGAGGUUUUAGUGUCAGCCAGGUGCUGAAUGGAGGGGAUGGUUCCCACAGACACCAGCAGCCUUUCCCCGACUCCACGGCCCAUGAUGCCGUGCUGGUACUGGAUCCGAGCCCCGGGGAGAACUUUGGACACCCAGUGGUCCUCUUCUAUGUGGAUGUGAAUGUUACAAAGAAGAGAUGCUCCCACCUGGAUGGCAUUUACCUGGGUGACGAGUGUUUGACUCUGGCUUUGAAGGGUCGUUGUCAGAACCAGCUAAAGCGUCGGCAAGCCGGGCCAGAGAGACUCAUGGGUAAUGGACACAGUCGGUUGGCAGGCGGGGCACUGCGGGGUAGUACCAUUGCUUCCAGCAGUGGGAGCCGUCUGGUGGAGCGGGCCGUUGGAGGGCUCUGUGAAGUCCACUUCCUUCCACUAGUGGUCGGAGUCGGAGACAGUAACCGAACGCAGAGACUUAGAUGUGUUGACCAUGCGGAGUUUGCGAGGUGCCCUCAGCCGCUGCCGAUGGGCUCUCCCAGUUUGCCCGUCUCAAGCUGUGAGCUAAAUAAAAACACCAGACGCUGCCACCAGCAGCCGCUGGCCACUCACCUCUCCUGUCGGCUCUACCAGACCUGUGACCAUGCUGUGCUCAUCUCAGGUGGCUGGCAGCAGCAGAUGACAUUCCAGCGUCAUGUUCAGAAUCUUCAGAGGUUCUACAGGAUGCUGCAGAACAACGGCUUCCAUAAAGAUCACAUCAAGACCUUCUUUGCCAGCAGUGGACAGCUUCCUGAGGACGUAGAGGGUGUGUACUCGGCGACGGAGAAAGCAGUGAUUCGUAACCAUGUGUCGUACGUCUGCAGGAAGCAGCACUGUGCUGACACACUGGUUAUCUACCUAAACUCGCCAACACGCAACGACGGCACUAUGCUGCUGUGGGACGCCAACCUCAACGGCAUUGCUGAUCUGAAGGAGCGAUAUUCAGUCAACGAGCUGCUGGCCGACCUGGCCGGCUGCAGGGCAACUCGUGUUUUGCUGUUUGUGGAUCAGAGCUACAGCGGCGUUCUGUCAAAGAGGCUGCGGGGGUCUCAGAAACACCUCAACGUGGUUCUGAUCCAAAGCCAGACACGGCAGACCCACAACCAACAGAGAUUGAACCCUGGCAGCUGGUCCUACAUCAGCCCUGCGAGCUGCCUGCUGGACCACCUGGGAAAGGGUCCUGGGAUGUCUCGCCUCCUGGAGCCAUGGGCCGGCCUCUUAAAUGUGACAUUGGCCGGCGCCCCCUGCAAUGCCACGCCACCUCUGACGGAUGGCGAGAUGCGGCGAGAAUACCAGGGCUGCCAGAACCUGCCGACCGCGCUCUGGCACCAGAAACACAGGAGGACCAACUGAGACAGAGACACUGAGACUGACUGAGAGAGUGAGAGGCUGAGUGAGAAGCAAAUUAAUUAUGGACACACACACACACACACACACACACACACACAGACAGACUGACACAGGGCAUUUGCAUUGCACACAUGCAUAUCUGCCAGUAUAUUAACUUAGGACUUAGUGUGCUUGGUUGACUUGGUGUGUGUAUGUGUAUGUGUGUGUGUGUAUGUGUGUGUUCUGUCCUAACUCAGACAGUAACCAUGGCGAUGACAGCUCAUCCCAACAGGAGUGUCCUGAACACCAUGUGAAGCGUACGUGUGUUUGUGAGUUCAGCGGGAGGACAACCACUCUCUUACACCAGUGCUAGCUUACGCUUGGGUCAGUAUGUGUGUGCAUGUCUGUGUGUGUGUGUGUGUGUGCGUACGUGUGUGUGUGUGUGUGCUAUGCCACAUCUCCUGGGCACUUAAACAUUUCAGAGCCAAUCAUCUUUCUCUAUUUUUAUCUCUACAACAGUUACAUCUUCCUCCUUCUUUCCCUCCUCUCUUCAUUCUGUCCUUUGCUUCACCUUCUCUCAGCUCCUUGUCUUUCCUGAUCUCGUUCUCUAACCGCUUCUCUACUUUGUGUCCUUCUUGCCUCCAUCUCAUUUUUCUCCCCCUUCUCCAUUUCCCUCCCUCUCGUCUUUCUUAAAUUUCUUCUUGUGUUUCUUUUUUUUGGCAUCUGACUCCUUUCUCCAUCCAUCAGUUUUUCCUCCUCUUUAUGUCUCUUUGUUUUGACAGUGUUUGAAAAAGUUGAAUACUGGAAUAAUGUCAUCACAAGAUAUAAAAACUGACAAAACUCCAAAACAUAUUUGCACAAAAGAAAAACCUAAAUGGAAACACUACAGAUUUUUCGAGAAGAAGUUCUCACAGUUGGACAAAAAUCCUAGUCUCUAUAGCUGCACCUCACAGUUAACAGUGUACUGCAGGAUUUUCAAAAAACAAUGUCUAGACCUCUCAAUCACCACUUAUGACUCACUAGAAGUGUGUACUUUUCUACAUAGACUCCGCCCUCUGCCUGUAUUGUUCGAGACGUUCCUGGGUACAGCAGGCAAGUGAGGUUUAGACAACAUAUUCUCACUCCGACUUCGUCACAUAUUGACGUUUGGUCAUGGUCCAGAUAUGACGUGCAAGGUACCCUGGGUGCGUUGGUUGUUGACGACGAGUCAAGUUCUGCCUGUUACAUGCAUUGUCUUCUUUCAAGAUACACUUCUGUUUUCACAGGAAAUUUAACGUUUACAUACAGUCUCUUUCAAAAUAAACACACUACAUCAGUACAACACCACAAAUUAACCUUUUCUUCCUUCAACAAUAAACGCACGUGGUAAGGUUUAGGAAAAAAGAACAGGGUUUGGCUUUGUAAUCUUACGGGACACAAGCGCCGCUCUCCAGGGUGAAAGUUGGUGUUUGUUGGACCCAUCCAUCACCACUCCUGCCCGCCCUACUUGGACUUUCGCCGCCUUAACUUUAGUUCUUGUCCCGCCGCGUCUCUCCUUCGUAUCAUGCCGAUGUUACAGGAUGGAUGCCCAAGUCACUGCCCAAGUGUCGGAUUUUGACGACUUCGGAGUGAAACCAGGUUGUUCGCAACACUGAUCAUGUGUUGCAAUGUGUCAUGUGCUGCAGUGUUUCCUCUGUGUGUCACACAGUUACACUAAAGGGAACCCUGUGCGUCACUAUCGGACCCCAAGGGGCAUGACAAAGCGUUGGUAUCUGACGACCUGGGAAUGAGACAGGCUGAAUGCCCCUGUGGGUGUAGUUAUGCUCAGUAAAAUUAGGUAAGAAUCACAAGGAGAAAGCAGAUGAACCUUGGUCUACUGAACAAACAACCAGAUUUUCUAGAGAGGAAAGCUGAUACUCAACAACAUUUGUGAAUAACCUGAGUGACAGGUUUUAAAUGAAUCCUCAGUAUAACUUGAUUGACUGAACCACAUUUUUGAUAGCUGUCAUUGUUCACGUUUGCCCCGUGGUCUCUAUUGUCUAUUGUCCGACAGGAACGAUGGUCAAACUUACAAAAUAAAAUUCAGGUUGUAAAAAAAGGUAACAAACAUUUAAGCAGACUGGUGCCUGUAGUCAGUAAAUUUAUUUUGCAGAUUUCGAGAUGGAGGACCUUUUAUGCUUCUUAACCUGAGGAGGAGGGAAAGAGAGAGACACUGAGACAGAAACUGGUUGGCAGUGAUCAUGAUUAAGAUAUGAAGCACUGAGACUGCCCUCACUGCUACACAGACUGGCUAUGGCAUUUUAAUAAGGGCACAACUUGCGUGUGUGUAUGUAUGUGUGCGUGCUCAAUCACAGACAGGCAUCACAUGAAACAUGCACACGUUCUAAUAUUAACCCGUCCCUACACUAAAAACGUACAUGUGGUCCUCUACAUUUGGUGGUACUCUGUGAUGUGUGUCUGUACAUUACCUCCUGUCCUUUCUUGAUCCCAGUAACCAUGUAUACCACGGCCCAGUGUACAUCUCAUCCCCUCCCUGCUGUGUUUGUACUGAUGUCUGUUAUUGUACUGAUCUGUUUUACAUUAGAGAUUUGUUUAUUCAAGAGAUGGGAGUUGAUUGGAAGAACACCCUUCCAAAUGCGUGGGACAUUUUGGACCAGAACUGUGUCCAACAAGUUGACAUGUGCAUAUUCACAGUUUGUGUAAUGAUCUGUACAGAGUAUGAGAUGUAAUUUAGCAGAAAUGUUUCUAGUUGCAUGCAGCAAAUCACAAUCUAGUCAAUAAAGUAC